Molecule: messenger RNA, 2629 nt
Organism: Nothobranchius furzeri (turquoise killifish)
Lineage: Eukaryota; Metazoa; Chordata; Actinopteri; Cyprinodontiformes; Nothobranchiidae
Product: tetraspanin-7
Cellular component (GO): plasma membrane
Source: RefSeq, a predicted model, not a curated record
GCUUCCUAGUCCCGCCCCUCAAGUGCCUCUCUGCCUGUGAGUUACCUGUGCAGAAUUAAACAGAGGACGCGUCUGGCAGGCCAGGCUAGCGCUUCGCAACACAAUCAGUCCUUCACCCAUUCACGCGCUGGUGGGUAUGAGCUACAUUGUAGCCACAGCUGCCCUGGAGCACACUGACAGAGGCGAAGCUGCCAUACGCCACUAGUACUUCGGACCACCAGCAGGUGAGGCGGGUUAAGUGUCUUGGCUAAGGACCCAAUGACUGCAACAGAUGGGGCUCAAACCUGCCACCUCCUGGGGGUGGGCACUUAACUUGUAUGCCCACCAUCACCACUCAGAUCUCAGAAUCAGAGUACUUGUAGUGAUGUACUUUAAACCUGAUAAUGUUCAACAUGUAGUCUAUUCAUUAUUUUUAAACCAGGUGCUUUUCUACAUUCAGACAUAUUCUUUCUUUUGAAAAUAAACAACAAUUUAAUUAUACAUGAUAGUAAAUAUUUAUUUUCUCUUGCUUUGAUUUGAAUUAUUAAUAUUUUUACUGUUUUCUUUUCAGGCACCAAAUUAAAGGAAAUGCGUUUGAGUCUAAUUCUCUGCAGCGUUUAUACUGAAACAGCCUGGGCAGUGAUACAUCUCACAAGGUUGCUUCCCCCACACAGAGAGAAUGUGUCCAUUGGUUUAUUCUCCAUCUGCAAUCACCUGACUGGAUUGAGGGGCAGUGGCGAGCCGACAGACGUCAAGAUGAAACUAUCAGCGGAAGAAUUCGAAGCUCUGAUGACGACGCAGGUGGAAGAAACAUUCAAAAUACGCAGAUAAAUGGAACAGCUGUGGAUGCAGAUAAACAAACAGCGCCAGAGCCAUUAUUGUGAUUUACUGUCCAGUUGGCGGAUUAAUAACCAUCCAUAAAGAGGAGGAAGGAGGCGUGCGAGCUGGACGAGGACGGGAGUGAAGGCGCUGAUAGAGGUGGGAAGACAAAGGGGGGGUGUAAAUGAGGGAGAGGGGAGCAGAUAAAGCCAGAACCGAAACCAUGAACUCUGCACUGUCUUACGACUCGCUGUCAGCCCGGCCGAGUCCUACCAGGCGAGCUCUGGACUGGGAGCGUGAGCAGCUAGCUGUGCGGAGACUCUCCUCUCCGCUUGGGGUGAACCUGCUCACUCCUCUACCUCGCCGACCCUCUGCCAUCCCCGGCUACCUGCUUCCUCCUUACCAGGAGCACGAAGAGCAGCUCCACCAGCAGCAGCAGCAGUGUCUAUCCUUGUCUGUGGGAUCAGAGGCUUCCCUGGCGCCCCCUGCCCCUCCGCCGGUAGGAGCUGCCCCACCCUGCUGUCGCCCAGUGGGAGUCAUGCACCUACUGCGUCUGGGUCUCCUUGCCUUCAGCUGCCUCUUCUGGGCGGCUGGUUUGGCGAUCUUCACCUUGGGCGUAUGGGCUCAGAUCUCGUUGGCGGACUACAUGAUGCUGUCAGCUAAUCGUUACCCCAACGCUCCACUCAUCCUCCUGUCCACAGGUGCUGCCGUCACUGCUUGGGGCUUCUUGGGGUGUCUCGGAGUAGCUGCAAACCUGCCCUGCCUUCUGAGGGCUUAUGGGUUCUUUCAACUUGCCACACUUGUAGCCGGUUUGGCAGCUGGACUCUCAGGCCUCUUCUACCGUGAAGAGAUUGCCGGAGGGUUUCGUAGCGGCUUACAGCGAGCCGUGGCAGGCUACACGGAAGAUGAAGGCCGUGCCGACGCUCUAGACAGCCUGCAGAGGGCUUUGGAGUGCUGCGGAGGCGAGGGUUGGCGUGACUGGCUGACUUCGGACUGGGCUUUUCAGCACAUGAUGCUACUUCCAGUUGAGAACGGCACUUCGGUUUCUCUUCCAGACAGCUGCUGUGUGAGGCGUAAGGGUUGUAGGAAUCGUCCUCUUCUGUCAGACGACAACGAAGAAGCAACUGACGCUGGAAUCCAUCCACGGGGCUGCUUCCGCAAGGUCUUCAGCUUGGUCAACGACAACGUCUUCCACAUCGCCGCCACCGUGUUGGGUUUGGCGUUCAUGCAGAUCGGAGGCAUCACCCUGGCGUGCCUUCUAGCCAACAAACUGACUCCCAGACAACAUGGACGGGUCGUCGCACAUUGAGGAUUAAUCCUAGCUCUUCAGAUCCACCAAUUUAUUGACUGAAAUAAUCUGAAUACUUCUGUGUUUAGAAGUAAAGAAUUGGGUCUGUAUCGUUUUACUGUAAGAGAGAAGCCUUUCUGUGAGGCUCAUUGAACUCAAUCCUAAAAGACUUCCAACAAACGCGAUUCAGGAAGAGACAACAAACAUGCAAAUAUAGAAAAGAAACGAUUGAAGUCUGUUGUGGAAAUUGGACCGACUGAGGCAACAAUUAGUUCUUUCGUGAUUAUAGAUUCAGGUAAAUCUUUUAAAUUUGGAGACAAUUUGGGCUCAGUUUUUGGACAUUUUGGUCCACUGGGGUCAACAGCAGCCUUGUGAGGUAGUCAACAGAUCUGGUUGGGCUUUAGCAACCAUGCUUAAGCUAGUUCUGAGUCAUCGGUCACACUGUAUGUGUUUAAAAACUGCUUUUCAGGCUUGCUAAGCGUCAAUCACAAACCUCUACAGGGCCAAUGGAACCAGAAUACCCCCCCCCCCCCACCCCCCCCA